Messenger RNA from Debaryomyces tyrocola, 460 nucleotides. The record is from the annotation of a GenBank genome assembly. NCBI's taxonomy places the organism in Eukaryota, Fungi, Ascomycota, Pichiomycetes, Serinales, Debaryomycetaceae.
AUGUUUAAGUCAGUAACUGCAACAGAUCUACCAAGCAAUGCCCCUCAAUCACCACCAGCAUCUUCAGUGGUGAAUAAUAAUUCGUCAAAUAAUAAUAAUAAUAGCACAUCAUCUGCCACCAGAGUACCUGCAGCUACAAAUAACGAUUUGAAUAUCCAACAACGGGUGGUGCUAAAGGAACAACGGUUAGAAGAUAUCAAAAACCAGUGUUCCGCUCUCAUCAGCGAGUUAGAGUGAGUAAAUUUUAGAGGUGCAGAAAAAAUUGUAAACAGACAUACUAACAUAUUCCAGCACAAACCAGGAUCCAGAAGCCAUAGUGAAGAAGCACAUUUCGCAAUUGAAGAAGUACAAUGAGUUGAAGGAUAUUGCACUUGGAUUGGUCACGAUGAUUGCCGACCAAAGACAGCUCAGAACCACUGACAUCUUAGAAGAAAUGAAGGUUGAACUAGCGGAUGAAUAG